This is a messenger RNA of Chrysoperla carnea, 2090 nucleotides long. It is a transcript of the gene Tmtc4, whose product is annotated as protein O-mannosyl-transferase TMTC4. Gene Ontology annotation, molecular function: protein binding; mannosyltransferase activity. The record is from RefSeq and is a predicted model, not a curated record. Gene Ontology annotation, biological process: endoplasmic reticulum unfolded protein response; protein O-linked glycosylation via mannose. The annotation marks the transcript as partial. Gene Ontology annotation, cellular component: endoplasmic reticulum. Lineage: Eukaryota; Metazoa; Arthropoda; Insecta; Neuroptera; Chrysopidae. The transcript is spliced from 10 exons.
UUUUUAUGAAAUUUAAAUGAAAAACUAUGAAAUCUUAUCGUGUUAUCAUUUAUAUUAGUUUAAUUUGUUUGUUCUGUUAUUAUAAAACGUUUGAAGGAAGUUUUGUAUUUGAUGAUAUAGAAGCUGUGGUUAAAAAUAAAGAUAUUUUAUCCGAAACACCGCUUAAAAACUUACUAAAAAAUGAUUUUUGGGGUACAUCAAUAUUAAAAAACGAAAGCCACAAGUCUUAUAGACCCAUUACGAUUUUAAGUUAUAGAUUAAACAAUUAUUUAAGCAACGAAAACAAACCCGAUCCGUAUUUUUAUCAUGUGGUUAACGUAAUUUUAUAUACAAUUUUAUGCAUACUAUUUUAUUUUGUAUUUUUGAUGUUCUAUCGAAUUUUUUACGAUGAAGUCAAAUCCAAAUCCAUGGCAAUUCUUACUAGUUUCUUAUAUUGUGUACAUCCGAUACAUGUCGAACCUGUUGCGGCGAUUGUGGGACGAGCUGAUUUAUUAUGUGCAAUUUUUUAUACGAUUACAAUAUUGGUUUUUAAACUCUUUUGUUUGAAUAAUAAUUUUAUGUUAAGAAUAUUUUAUUUUAUUCUUUGUUUAUCAUCGACAAUUUUAUCAAUGUUCAGUAAAGAAACGGGUGUUACAGUAUUAGUCUUUUGUAUAAUUUAUGAUACGUAUACAAAUCGUGAUAUUUUUGAAACGUUAUUUAAACGAAAAUUUAUUAUAACUGAUCGAAGUUUAUCGUUAUAUAUUCGGCUUUUUAUAAUAUCGUUAUCGACUAUUUUAUUAUUAUAUGUUCGGUGGUGGAUAAUGGAUUUUCAAAUACCAAUAUUUCAAAAAAUGGAUAAUCCAGCUUCAUUUAGUCCAUUUUUACUUACAAGGGUUUUAUCGUACAAUUAUAUUUAUGCCUUAAAUUUAAUAUUACUCAUUUGGCCAAAUUGGUUAUGUUUUGAUUGGGCCAUGGGCUGUUUGUCAUUAGUUUCAACUUUUGAUGAUUAUCGAAUUCUUUUAAUUAUUGCAUUUUGGUUCAUUUCAAUUGCCAUUAUAUUAAAAAUAAUCAAAAGAAAACAAAGUGAGCCCCAAAUUUUUAUUUUUCCAAUUAUAUUAAUUGUUAUUCCAUUUAUACCCGCUUCAAAUAUUAUACGUGUUGGAUUUGUAAUUGCUGAACGUACUUUACUAAUUCCAAGUGCAGGAUUUUGUAUGGUAAUUGUUAUAGGAUUUAGUAAGAUUAAAAAAUUGUACCCUCAAAUAGCGUAUUUAACAUUUACUUUAUUAAUAAUCACAUUUAUUUUAAAAGUUCAUAUACGAAAUAAUGAAUGGUUAACAGAACAAAAGUUAUACACAUCAGCAUUAUCUGUUUGUCCUAAUAAUGCAAAAGUACAUUAUAAUAUUGCAAAAAUUGAAGCAGACGAAGGAAAUAUUAAAAAAGCCAUUCGAGAAUAUCGAAUUGCUUUGAGUCUAUAUCCAGAUUACGAUCACGCAAUGAAUAACUUGGCAAAUAUUUUACGAGAUGCGGGUGAAUAUGAUGAAGCUGAAUCAUUAUUAAAGCGUGCUUUAGAAUUGCGAUCAGAUUUUGCAGCGGCGUGGAUGAAUUUAGGUAUUGUUCAAAUGAACAAAAAUCAACAGAAACAAGCUGAAGUUAGUUUUAUGAAUGCUUUAAAAUAUAGGCCGAAAUAUGCAGAUUGCUACUAUAAUCUUGGAAAUUUGUAUCUUAAUUUGAACCGGCAUUCAGAAGCAUUGAACGCGUGGAGAACAGCAAUACAGUUAAAACCAUUACAUAAAGUUGCCUGGAAUAAUUUAUUGAUAUUACUGGAUUCAUUAGGACGAACAGAAGAAUCUAUUUUAACUGGAUAUCAGGCAUUAAAAUUAUUACCUAAUGAGCCAUCAGUGCAUUUUAAUGUCGGUAAUAGUUUAGGCAAGGCACAACGUUGGAGUGAUGCGGAACAUCAUUUUCAAAUGGCAAUCCAAUUGAAUCCAAAUAAUGCCUUAUAUUAUUCCAAUUUAGGUGUGCUUUACCAUCGAUGGAAUAAAUUCGAAGAAGCUGCAAAUUAUUACAAAAUCGCUCUACGAUUGGAUCCAAAUUUAAAAAGUGCUCGUGAU